AUGCCAGAAUCAAUGCAUUCAAUCCGUCGUGUGGAUUCAGUAAUUGUCGCUGAAGAACACAAUAAGCACAUCAUUCAAGCUCCAACCUUUACUUGGCCAGUCAUUAGGCAUUAUUUUGCUACCAGAAUUAGUAGUCUUUGGGUCGGAAAAGAAGAACUUUCUCAACAUUCCUGGAAUGAAAUCCUUAAUCCGUUCCAGCCAUUGGUUCAUGUUAACCUUCAUCAAUGGAAUUUUUUCUUCAUUGGUUUCUUAGCUUGGACUUGGGAUGCUUUUGAUUUCUUUACUACUUCCUUGAAUGUUUCCAAUAUUGCUAGAGAGUUUGAUGUUACGGUCACAGAAGUGUCUUGGGGUAUGACUAUUGUGUUAAUGUUAAGAACUGUCGGUGCUCUUAUUUUUGGUGCUAUGGGUGAUUUGAAGGGUAGAAAAUGGCCUUAUAUGAUCAACUUGCUGCUUUUGGUUGUUAUUCAAUGUGGUACUGGGUUCGUUCAAACUUUCCAACAGUUUCUCGUAACAAGAGCUCUUUUUGGUAUUGCUAUGGGUGGUCUUUAUGGGAUUUCUUGUGCGGAAGCACUUUCAGAUGCUCCCGUUGCUGCAAGAGGUGUCCUUUCGGGGUUGUUUCAAGAAGGUUACGCUAUGGGAUUCUUAUUAGCUAUCGUGUUCCAACGUGCGAUUACUGAUACUACUCCCCAUGGUUGGAGAUCGUUGUUUUGGUUUAGUGCCGGUCCCCCAGUUGUUUUGAUCAUUUGGAGAUUUUUCACUCCAGAAACGGAUACUUUUCAACACAUUGCUGCAAAAAGAGCUGUUGAUGAUCAAAAACAAUCUAGGUUUGCUAAUUUCAAAUUUGACGCUAAGAACGCUAUAAAGGACUAUUGGUUGAUUAUCAUUUAUUUAGUUUUCAUGAUGAGUGGAUUCAACUUUUCUUCCCAUGGAUCUCAAGAUUUAUACGCUACUUUAUUAGAACAACAAUAUUUCUUUGGUGCCGAUAAAAGAACAGUUGUAUUAGUAUGUGCCAAAUUAGGUGCCUUAACGGGGGGGAUUAUUAUUGGCCAUGCUUCUACUAUUAUUGGUAGAAGAACUGCAAUCCUUUUUGCAAACCUCUGGUGUUUAUCAUUCAUCUAUCUCUGGGCAUAUAAGCCACUGUGGAUCACUGCAUUCAUGUUGCAAUUUGGUGUUCAAGGUGCUUGGGCUGUUGUUCCUAUUCAUCUUUCUGAAUUGUCUCCACCACAAUUUAGAGCCUUCGUUAUGGGUGUAUCUUAUCAAUUAGGUAAUUUGGUUUCGUCUGCUUCUGCAACUAUCGAAUCUACUCUUAGUGAAAAAUUCCUUCUUCCAGAUGGCUCACAUGAUUAUUCUAAAUCCAUGUCUAUCUUUGUUGCUGUUCUAGUUGCUUAUUUGUUUUUUGUUGUUUUAUUAGGGCCAGAGAAUAGAAAUGCUGACUUGGGUAUUGAAAGAGAAGAAUUUUUUGCUGUGUUUGAUGAUAAAGAUGAACUGACGAAGGGUUCUUUUGAUCACGUUGAAGACGAAGACAAACAAAAGUCCGCUAGUGAAAAGGUUUAG
Molecule: messenger RNA, 1554 nt
Organism: Hemisphaericaspora subhashii
Lineage: Eukaryota; Fungi; Ascomycota; Pichiomycetes; Serinales; Debaryomycetaceae
Exons: 1
Coding region: 1-1554 (517 amino acids)
Biological process (GO): plasma membrane lactate transport
Cellular component (GO): plasma membrane
Molecular function (GO): secondary active monocarboxylate transmembrane transporter activity
Source: RefSeq, a predicted model, not a curated record